AUGGGUGUUAUCUCUACCGUCUUCCUCAUCCUCAUCACCAUCCUCUUCCCUCCAAUCGGUGUUUGGGCUGUUGCCGGCUGUGGCGCAGAUUUCUUAAUCAACAUCUGCCUCACAAUCCUCGGUUACCUACCCGGUCAUGUACACGCUUUCUACAUAAUAUACGUCUAUUACGAACGUAAAGAAGCCGCUAUUGCAGGUGUGAUUCCACAACGGGAUGCACCGGGGGUUUACUCGCACAGAGUCAACACCGGAGGUGUUAGAGGGUAUGGGACAUUACAGGAGCAAACUGGACCUCAGAGAGUCUAA
Messenger RNA from Orbilia oligospora ATCC 24927, 306 nucleotides. RefSeq lists its product as uncharacterized. NCBI's taxonomy places the organism in Eukaryota, Fungi, Ascomycota, Orbiliomycetes, Orbiliales, Orbiliaceae. The record is from RefSeq and is a predicted model, not a curated record. The coding region runs from base 1 to 306 and encodes 101 amino acids. Gene Ontology annotation, cellular component: membrane. The transcript has 3 exons.